AUGGGCCCCUGUACCGCCUCCUCAUGCUGCUGCCAGGCCCGUAAUCUGUCAUGGGCCCCCGUACCGACUCCUCAUGCUGCUGCCAGGCCCGUAAUCUGUCAUGGGCCCCUGUACCGCCUCCUCAUGCUGCUGCCAGGUCCAGAGUGUGUCAUGGGUCCCUGUACGGCCUCCCAUUGCUGCUGUCUCCAUCGCCACACUCUGCCAUGUGCCACUUUCAGGUCUCCUCACACUGCUGGUGGGUUCCAUUUUGUCAUAGGGUGCUGGCAGAUUACGGGCCUCCCAUUGCUGCUGCCAGGCCCGUAAUCUGCCAUGGGCCCCCGUACCGAUUCCUCAUGCUGCUGCCAGGCCCGUAAUCUGUCAUGGGCCCCUGUACCGCCUCCUCAUGCUGCUGCCAG
Molecule: messenger RNA, 395 nt
Organism: Staurois parvus
Lineage: Eukaryota; Metazoa; Chordata; Amphibia; Anura; Ranidae
Source: the annotation of a GenBank genome assembly